GACUACAGCCACAGAUUCAGUUUUCUUAUUUUAAUUUGUGUUCAUUAAAAAAGUGUAGGCGCACAAUCUAGCCAAUGUUUGAGACAUUUUUAACAGCACAAACUUACACAUAUACCCAGAAGCAAGUAACUUUGCUCAGUGGGGCUUAAUUCCUGGCAAGUGCACAGAUGAUUGCAGCUAGGACCUCCUUGUACUUGGUGGGACAGUGCUGAGUAUACAUUUAGGCUUGCCACAUGAACCCUUUGUUCCUUAGUGAAACUAAUGGGACCGAGAAGUGCUCAACUUUGGCUGGGUGUGAUUAGUUUUUUGUUAGACAACUAUACUGUUGCUUCUGAGCUUUUAAAAAAAAUCCUAAAAUAGAAUAUGAUUACUAGAUCAUAUUGGAUAUCUUGGACAUUUUAUACAGAAGCUGUUUUUGUAAAACUGAAUUUUAAUUUAUUAGUUACAAAAUGAAUAAUUGGAAGGAUGUGGAUAUGUUUGGAAGAUGAUUGAUUGCUGGGGAAACUGGAGCUGAAAUUGUACGGCUUGGUUUCUAGGGCAACAGGUUUCACUGCAGCUGUUCAGAAAAGAAUGAAGCCAUGCAUAAGGGAGAAGUCUAUAAUCUGUUGGAUGCUGCUUGUGAAUAAGCUAAAAUGACUGUGAAAUUGCUCUCUCUUCUGCCUGUGCCAUCUGUGCUCUUGGCUUUCUGCCUUGCCACAAGGAGUGAGCAGGAAAGGACAGCAGCUUUUCAAGAAUUCUUUUCGCUGACAGUUUCAUCUAAUUUAUCGUGUGUGGACCCAGAUCACGUCUAUGAUCACACCAUUUGGACCCAGCAAGAAUUGGUUAAUCAUUUGUUCUGCCCUUUGGAUAACCAGAGCCUCCAGCUUCUUCAGUCUACCUCAAACUUUAGCAUCCAGUGGAGCAAAAACUGUCAUCUGCUUAACUUCACUGCGUUAAGCCACCUGCACAGCACACUGCAGAACACAACAUACCUUACCUUUGAGCUUGCAAAUGCCAGCGAUGCAGGCAACUAUACCUGCACACUCUACUUGAACGAUCAGAGAAACAGCUCCUUCACUGUCCGACUGGUCAUGGCAGAUAUUUGCAGUGCCCUUCCUCAUUUCCUUUCCCCCUCCAGCAAUCUGACUUUGCAACGUGAUUUGGGAAGCCAGUUUGCACUGAACUGCACUGUGCAGCUGCCCUACAUGAAAAGCUGUGAUUUUGGCCUCCGUUGGAUGAAAGAUGACCAAUUGCUAGACAAUGAGACCUAUGCUGCUUCUACUCAUUGGCUCAAUGAAAAUACAUCAGAGAUAAUAAUCUCCAGCACUUUGGAUAUGAAUGUAACAACAGAUGAAAAUUAUGGAGCAUUUGCCUGCUUGGUUAGAAACAGUGCAGCAGUUUUCACACUGCAAAAACCAGCAGAGACUGCUGGACACUUGGGCGCUCUGCUAGCUGCACUUGUCACUGUGGCACUGCUGUUACUAAUGGCUGUGAUGUAUGUGAAGUGCCGUCUGAAUGUGCUCCUCUGGUACAGGAACCGUCAUGGAGAGGUGGAGAUCAAUGAUGGAAAGCUGUAUGAUGCCUAUGUGUCUUAUUCUAACUCAACGGAUGAUAGAAAGUUUGUCAACUUCAUAGUGAAGCCACAGCUGGAGAAUCGUCAUGGCUACAAGAUUUUCCUGGAUGAUAAAGACAUCCUGCCCAAUUCAGAACCUUCUGCAGAUCUGAUUAUGAAUGUCAGCCGGUGCCGCCGCCUCAUUGUGGUUCUUUCUAAUGCAUAUCUGGAACAGGAAUGGUGCAACAAUAAUUUCAGGGAAGGUCUUUGGAGGCUACUGGAACUAUCCCGGAGGCCAAUCUUCAUUGUCUUUGAGAGCCAGUACCGAGAAAUAGCACAUCCAGCCAUAACUUUGCUGAAGCAGCAGAAGAGCACAGUGACCCUUCUGAUGUGGCGUGCUGGGUCCAUGGCGCCUUCAUCUGAUUUUUGGAAGGAACUGUGCCUCGCCCUGCCACGAAAAGUGUCCUAUCAAGGCCUCAGAGGAGACCCCCAAACCAGUUUCCAGGAAGACAAGGACCCUAUGCUGAUCCUCAACAGCAAUUACUUGGAUUUCCGGGGGGAUUCGCACCCUGAAGGAGACUCUGGUGGCAGGGGGUCCAUUUUCAAAGGCCCACCGCCUCCUCCCAUGAGUGGCCCUGAUGGUCCUCCACUUGGUGCUUUGGAAGAAAUACAGCUUGGGGAAAACCAAAGGAGUGAGAUUGACAUCUCUGAUUUGGGAUCUCGGAACUAUGGAGCAAGGACAGACUUCUACUGCCUGGUGACAGAGGAUGAUAUCUAAGAGAACCUGGAACUUUCCUUGGUGAAACUGAUUAUCACGAUGUGCCUUGACAAUGACAGUCAGCUUGGUUAGUUUCUUUGAUCCAUUACAACCAAAUUGAGUGGUGUAGGGCUCUGUCCUGGGCCCCACACUCUUCAUAAUAUUAAUCAAUUCCUUAGCUGAAGGGGUGGAGGGGAAUCCUUAGCACAUCUAUGAAGGACAUGGAAAUAGGAGGGAUCACUAACACCUCAGAAGACAGAAAUAAAAUUCAACAUGAUCUCAAUGGGAUGGGAAACUAGGCUGAUUAACACAUGAAGUUCAAGAGAGACCAAUGCAAAAUUCAAAUGCACAGGUUUGGGUGGUGGGAAUACCUAGGUUGGCAUGGCAGUAGUAUACGUGAGAAGGAUUUUAGCAUUGUGCUUGAUCACAAGCUGACUAUGUAUGAGUCAGUGAUGUCAGAUGACUGCAAAAAAAGACUAACAAGAUUUUUUGCAGCAUUAAUAGAACCAUGGUUUUCAAGUCACCAGAAGUAGAACUGUGGCAGUGGACCCAGUCACCUAGAGGCCAGGUGGUUUCCUGAGCUGGAAGUCUACAUGAAGCAGCUGGACCUGAAUUGAUAUAGCCCACAAUAUGGGUAUCCAACUCCAGUUGAUAUGGGCCCCCACCUAACUUUGUCUUGUCCCCCAACACCACAACAAUUUGGUGGCAGCAGCAAGAAGAAACAAAAUUAAAAUGGAUAGUGCUUGAAGGUGACCAGCUACAUACCUGUACAUGCAGUGUGCGUGUAUGUGUGUGCGUGUAUGUGUGUGCAUGGAUCCAUGCAUACAUGCAUGAAUUAAGGUUAGUCAAGAGUGAAUGCAGCCUUUGGGCCCAAAAUGUUAGCCGCUCCUUGUCUACAGUAUCCUUUCCAACUCUAUGGUUUUAUAUCACUUCAGCACUGUAAUUGUUGCCGGGGGGGGGGGGAGUUCUGUUAAUCCUGGAAUGUGCAAGACUUUGUUAGUGCCUUAUACUCUGAUUAUCUUUAGUUUGUAUAACUACUCAGGAUCAAGGGAAGUUGUUAGGAAUGAAUGACCCUAUUGUAGGUUCUUGGGUGAAGAUCUUGCGCUAGGUCACUAUGCUGAAACCCCAACAACGUCUGUCAGACUCCUAUGUUUUUGCUAACAUCUCUGGACAGGCCUUGUUAUUUCAGAAAUGGGCACUGAUGACUGGCCUACAUGGAGGUAAUAGAACAAAGGAAAAUAACAGCAAUUUAGUGUGGCACUGCUGAGACCCUGUUGUGGCUGGAAACGUAUCAGUCAAAAGCAGUGUAAUGGAGGCAAUAUAUUGGACAAAACAGAUUAGAUUAGCCAUUUGGUUUCCAAAUGAAAAUCAGAUUGACAGCUGCAGCCCUUGGGUAAGUAGCACUUUCUAAGAGUUUUACAGCCUGAUCCUAGCCACAUUUGCUUGGAAAACUUGCCUUUAGUUAGUUAGUUAGUUAGUUAGUGAGUACAGCCUUAGCAAUGCAUUGUUGCCACUAAGUGCAGAUCAAUGCCUAGGAUGGAAAGAGAAGGGCUAUUGUUGAUGGAACAUCUGCCUGAACUUCAAGAAAAGCAUAGUUUUGGGGGGAGGGAGGAUUUGAAAAGUAAUGAUACUGAAAGUUCAGAAUGAAAAGGUCAAGUUUUACUUACGUUCCAGCUAACAAAAUUGUCACAGCAAGUCUUAGAAAAGGUUGGCACAUGGUCCUUUGUCCUCUGCUUCUUUGUUUUCUUCUGGCAAGGCCCUGAGUAAGUCACCCACCAAAAGGCCUAAUUGCAAUAAUGGCACCUCAAAAAGUGUUUCUUAGGCUAUGUUUAGCUACUAAUGUUGUUUGCUGCCUAAACAGUUCACUGGGCAGGUGUUCUUGCUUUUAAAAAAUUGUAUGCACACCAGAAAGUGGCUAAAUAAAUAAAUAUUUUAAGCUAGCUGUUUUGUGGCAUAAGUAGUCACUGGGCUGUCAAUUUCAGCCUCUAGAAAGCCGAUGUCUUCAAGUUAACUGGCAUGUAAGGGUUAAGCCCUGACUUGGGAAAAACUGGAGCUUCUGCAUAUCAGGGUUGAGUUUGUCAGGACUAAAUGGGCACUACUAACUUGGUCCGGCAGCUAAAAACAAUGAAGUCACAAUGGAAUUGACAUUCUCAUGGUCUUUAUACGCACCAAAAUUUCUUUCCCACCAAGAACGCUAGCACUGUCUAGUGACGUCCAUUGGUUUCUCAAUGGCAUGUAAGGACACCCAGAACAGUGAGAUGUGGUGCUCAAUCUCGAGGCCAAACUGGAAAUCUCACUUUAUCUGGAUACAAUUCCUCUGAAUAGGCUAAUGACUGUUGCCCCUCACUUUCCUCCAGGCACAAAGAGGUCUAGUUUAGUGAACGUCUGCAUGGGGACUCCUCUUGCUUCCAGUUCAGCUCUUUAGGUCACAGUGAAAGUGGUAGUUGUGUCCUGAGAAAAGAAAUACAAUGCACCAUAAGGCUGCUGAUAACACUUUGUUUGCACUGCUCCUAGGCUACACAGAUGUGCAGGUCUGUCCCACAUAGGUUGAAGGCUCAUAAGCAUAUAUACUGAAGGCAUUACAGUAGAUAUAUUCAUGAACGUGUUUUGUCACGGAAGGCAUAUGCACUAGUGAUCUUUAAUAAUGGGUAUAGUAACUAGGAGACAGGAGGCAGCCUUAUUCCUUUCAAAAUCAUUAGCAGGAGAGGAGACCUCUUCAGUUACACUCUAAUCAACAUACUUCUGAAAUACUGUUUUCAUUUUUAAGGGCUUUUCUGAGGUUAGUUUUUUAAAGGUUUUAUCAUUUUGCUAUAUUUGUGCUAGUCCCAAUUUAGUCCCAAAAUAUGCCAGAAGCAUAUUUUAUUUGCAUGCAAAAAAUAUAUAUGGUAUUUUUGAGGCCUGGGGAUUUUGGUGUACAUUGCCUAAUAAUAAUAAUGCAUUAGAUAACUUAAUGCUGUUAAAAGCAUUAGUUACCAAUGUGAAAGCUGGCAAAGAGGUGGUACUAUUUCAUAGUGUUUUUAUAGUUGUAAGUUGACAACAAAGCAAGUGUCAAAAGAAUUUGAAGAGCAUUUUACUAAAGAGCAUUUUAAAAAUCUAAAAAUUAAAUACAUAAGAAGCAGGAAACCAGCCAAUGAGGCAGUUGUAUCUGUAGACAACCAUGGAGUGGUAAGAUUGCUAAAGAGGGGGAGAGAGAGAUUGCAGAAAAGUAUAAUUAAUUAUUUGCAUUGAACUAAAUUACUUUUUUAGUUCAUGCAGCAUAAGGUAUGAGGGCUAAAAUUAACAAUCCCUUAUAUCCAGUUGAAAUGCACCCAGGAUUCAUUAAAUAAUAAAAAUAUGCAAUCUAUCACUAUAACUGGGCUAACUAAAGGAUAGCCAGUCUCUCUCUCUGUGUGUGUGUGUUUGUUUGUAGGGAAGCCCAUUUAAAAGAUAUAUAUCUUCCAGUAAAAGCAUUAAAAGGAUGUUACGAGAAUUGUUACAGCUACUGAAGACAAGCCUUUUUGAGGAACAGUCAACAUGGUUUCUGAAUGCAAAAAAGUCCUGUAUCAUAAGCCUUUUGUAGUACUUUGAGCAUGCCAGCUGCCAUUUUCUAUGUGGAUACAGGUAAUCCUCUGGGCAUUUUCAGUUUUUCAAGGUGUUACAUAUUCUUUCCCUGAUAUUCAUUACUGUUGUGCCUUCCCUCAAAGAACCCUGGGAAUUGUAGUUUUCUGAUGGUGUUGAGAAUUCUGGUCUAGAGCCUUUCCCCAAUUCAUGGAAUCACAGUUCCUGGAGUUCUCUGGAGACAGAGUGAUAAACCAGAGUGGUAAACUCAAAGUGUACAUGUCACUGACAUGUAGAAUAUAGCAUAACAAGAAAAAAUAACAGCAAUAAAUGGUCAAAGCCUUUAUUUAGCAACAUCAGUGAGUCUGCUCAGAAUUAGAGUGCAUGCACUGAGCAUGCUCAAAAGUGUGCAAAAGAUUGUCAGAUUCAGGGGAAGACAAGGUUCUUAAUAGUUGUACAGGAAACAGAAUUUUUGCAGGUGCAACAUGUCAUACAGGGGUGAGAAAAGUUGUACUGGAUGGAAUUCCUUCUAUACUGCACCACUGAGGCUGAUCACCUGAUGGGUCAGUAAGCCGUCUUAGCAGUUGUGGUUUAUUUCUCUGUAGCAGAAGCACUGAAGCACAUGUUCUUUGAUGCAGCAUUUAACAUGCCUAUCUUUCAGUGCUUCAGGUUCUCAUAAAACAAACAGAAAUACAGUGGUACCUCUACUUACGAAUUUAAUGCGUUAUGAACACACAUUUGUAAGUCGAAAAAAUUUGUCAAGUCGAAUCCCAUAGGAAUGCAUUGGGAGAAAAAAUUCGUAAGUAGAAGCAACCCUAUCUAAAAAAUCGUAAGUAGAAAAAAUCCUAUCUAAACUGCAUCCAAGAUGGCGGACAGAGCUCCAUUCGUAAGUAGAGUUAUUCGUAAGUAGAGGUACCACUGUAUAAUAUUGAAAUACUGGUAUUUUUACUUCAGAAGUUAGAGAAGAGCCUAACAAACAAAGGUAGAGAUGUUCUUAAGAGCUCAUUUAGUUCCUAAGAGAGAAUCCAAGGGCAUAGUUAUUACUUGCCGUGUUCAUUACAAUUUAAACUUUAACCAGGUCUAUUUUACCAGCAAAUGGGCCAAAGGCUGUGGCCAUCUUCACAGAAUGACUUGACAUCCUAUUUCUCUCCUUGUGUUCAUGGCUAAGGCUUUCAAUCCUGCAUCCAGGGUACUCAUUUGAUGAUUGUGCCUCUUUGUGGAGAGCAGAGGCAGGUCUUUGGCAAACAACAUUAGUAGAAGCAGCAGACUGGCAAAUUAGCAAGUUUUAAUUACCUGCUUAACUUGCUGAGCUAUGUGCAUUUGUUGAUACUUUUGGCUCCUCCCCUCUCCCAGACAAUUGUUAAGAGAUAACAGCUCUACUUCUAGGCAGCCUAUCUGAUGCUUGAGUGUGCAUGUUCCAAAGGGAUAGUUCCACAAUAACAUCCAUCCUUACUUGGAAAUUAGGGGAGCUGUUUCCUCAGUUUUUAUAUACAGAUGAUCACCUCUGAAAAUAGGAAUAGUGUCAGAUGUUGGAAGAACUGGUGAGUGGUGCAUCACUAUGCACCAUGCAAAGGUAGCUAUUUUACUAAAACAAGAUGCCAGCUGCUUAAUUUACUUUCUUAAGGUGAGUUCAGCUUUUCAGUUGCACAGUUGUGAUUUCCAAGGAAGCAUACAUAAUGCUGUCAAAGUUAAUGAGUUGUUAAAAGCAGAAAUUUUACAAGAUAAUAGCCUAUCCACUAUACUGAGUAAAAACAAAAGCAUUCUAUAUACAGUAUGUACAGGAGAAACUUAUUCCCUCUUAUUGCCCCUCGAGUCCAUCUUGGCUUCCUGUUGUGGCUGAGCAGAGUCUGGUCUCAUAUCUAUGCUGGGUACAAAUUUUAACAAUUACAGCAGGAACGUCAGAGAGAGGAUGCUGGGGUAGCUAUUUUCCUCCCAAAUACUGAAAUCAGCUGCCAUUCCAACAGCAGCUUGUCUCUAAAGUAAAUGAACAUGGCUAAAUUAGGCCAAGUAUUUUAAUAGGUCUACUCUUGAGUAAAAAUUAGUUGAAUACCACCCAUAGUAUUUGCAUGACUCACUUUGAUAAUGACAGCUUUCGAGGGCUGCUGCUGAUUUAUGUGAAAGGUAGUGCAGUUAACAGUGCAAACUACUCCAGUAAGAGAAACCUUCUCAAUCAAUGGCUUUCAGCUAGGCAGUGAAAAAAGCCUGUCAGGUUGGUGGACAUGGCAUGUAAUGGGACUAGUACCAGAUCCUACAGCCUCCAGCUUCACCAUUGGACUAAACAGGUACAGUACCAGAUUACAGCCAUAACCAUUGUGUGUCUGCCAUCAGAGCCUCUGUAGUAAUUUCCCCUUUAGCCAACAUUCUGAUGACAUUCCAGUAAUCUGCCAUUCGACUGCAGGAAGGAUGUACCCUGAGUGAAAGCUACCGUGAGUUAGUUGUUAUGUAACUUCCUUCAUGUAGAAUACUGGCACACAAAAGACAGCUUAAUUUUACUAAAACUUUAAUCCGGUCAUCUUGUGCCUUAACAUAUUCUAUCCCAGCCAGUGUUCGCUCAUUUGACAGGGCCUAGCACUUUAGAUCAAGGCUGUUGGUUUUACCCUAGAAUCAAAUACAGUUCAGUGGGCCAAUACCUGGCACUUUAUAGCCACCAAGGCAUUCCUGCCAGCAUAGAGCCAAAGUAACAUUUUGCACAAACCACAGCAAAGCUGGCCAGAGACCAGCCUAAGGACCUCUUUUACCCCAGCAGGUUCUAAGCCAGCCAGCACCCUUUUUGCAUAAUCCCACCCACCUCUUACUUUACCAGCACUAUCACCCAAACAGAAACAGUACACAUAUACAGUAUGUGUGGCUCCAGAAAAAUCCUGUCUUCAGGAUUCCUGCUAUUGACCAUACAAACUAAUUAAAAUGAAAGGAUCCGCCACCCAAUUCCACCAUAAAACUAUAUGCCAAAGCAUUCUUGCCCUACUUUUUGGCCAGUGCGAACUUUAAACAUUGCAUUUAUCCCUCAAAAUUCCAUUAACAGGUUCAGUAUCACCAGAAACUGGUGUCAUAUGUGUAGAGCUUAUAGUUCUCAUUAAAAUUGAUCCAUGCCUCAAGAAAAGAAGAUAUCCUAGAUCUUUAAAAGUGAAAAGGAAGCCCAUCAUUUUGGGGGUUCACAGAGGAUGGUGGGGACUGGGGAGUGACCUACAAACAGCAAGACUUUUGGGAGGAAGAAGGAAGGCCCCUCAGCAUCCUUCCCAAGACUGGAAGUCCUGCCAUGACAUGUGUUCGUGAAUUUCAAAUAAUGACUGGGGAUCCAAGGGCAUCCAGUACAAGACGUGAAGGAGAAGGAGAGUCCUGAGAAUUUGCCUGGAUGCUGACUCACGGCUUUACAGUUAAGAUUUGUUUUUAUGGAGAUAAGAUGGCCAGCAGAAGAAGAGUUUCCAGCAGGCUUGAAAAAACAAACACUAAUGAAUAAUGCAAAAAUAAGGCACACCAGCCAAAUUGGCCUGAGAUCUAUAAAAAGGAGGGAAGCUGCAGAGGGCAAGCUUCGUGCAGCAGCGCCACAGUCCAUAAUGGUGAUCCACGUACAAAUUUCAUGAAGGGUUAGGGCUGGACAGUCCAUUUCUGCAUUCCCUUUUCUUUACAGGCCAACAAAGUCUUCUUUUCGAUAGCCCUUCUGUAAAACACAGAAGAAGAAAAAUAUCACAAGGGCACAUCAUUCCACCCACCCAGUGCCCUAUUGAUAUAAGACCCAAGAUUCUCAAAAGAACUGUCAAUCUAGAAUUCAUAUCCCUGGUACUGGAGAAGAGAAUGACCUGCAGCAGUGGGUGCCCCUUCCUCCCUCAUAAGAGAAGUUUAUUGUGCCUGAUGGCUGAAAUGGAACCCCCCCCCCACACAUGAGAAAUAAGGGUGAUGUAUUAUGUUCUAAUAGUGUGCUAAAAUGUUCAAACAUUUAAAAUAAGGGGGAGCCCCCAAAACAAGUGGCACUUACCAAGCCCUUGGAGGACACACAUUCCCUACACCUUAGAUAAGUGCCAUGAUUCCUGGACUAAAACUAUAGGUUAAUGAUCUAUUUGGGGCAAUAUCCUCAGCUAAGGCCAAAAUGGCAGCUGAACAAACAGCACAUCUCUCUGUUUCCUAUUCAGUACUAUAGGGCUAAACCCAAAGCACAGCAAGCAUCCCUUGUUAAAGUUACUGUUAAUAGUGGUUCAAAAUAGGGGUGUAGAACAGGUAUAUGUUUUCUUACCCCUCCAUGACAAACUAUACUUACUGAAAUCCCUUCUUCCAUAAAACGACUAAUACAGGCAUGCUGGCCUUUGUAGCUGAUCAUAUUUAGAAGAUACCUCUUCUAGAAUAAGAAAUCUACUCAUGCAUAUUGCAGCACAGACACCCUAUGAAGUCAUUUCUCUUGUGAUGUGGAUGUCCAGGAGUGCAAGCUUUCACACUGCAGGACUUGAAGGGGCAACCAUACUUCCCCCUCUAGACUGGGCAGGAAGUCAGUUACUUCUCUGUAAGCUCACUGAGGAGUAGAGAGAGAGAGAGCAAUUGGGAGGAAGGAACAUACCGUCUUAUAGUCCCGAUGGAGCUUGCUGUACUGCCACAUGUUGGUCAGGAGGCUAGAAGCGGCUCUCGAUGACUUCUCACUGUCUGAGCUGGAGAAUAAAGACAGACACAACACAUUGCAAACACACUUUAAGACAUAGACCAGGCAUCCCCAAUCUUCAGCCCUCCAGAUGUUUUGGACUACAAUUCCCAUCUUCCCCGACCACUGGUCCUGUUAGCUAGGGAUCAUGGGAGUUGUAGGCCAAAACAUCUGGAGGGCCUGCAGUUUGGGGAUGCCUGACAUAGACUCUCUUCCUUCAUAAACUAUUGGUGGAUUUUAUACUAGGUUACAUCAUGUCUAUUAGUGAAUCACUGAGAAUUAAGGUAACAACCCUUAGACACAUAGUGAGGAAUUCCACAGAAUGCUAAGUGGGGUAUGCACACAAGGAACAGUGUCUGCUUGUGCAGUGGGAUUUAGCUACUCUUCUUCCCUCUUGUGCCCCCCUAAAUCUGUUCUGGGGGGGGGCUCCCACCAUCUUCCAGAGCAAAUUUAAGGGCAUAGAGGAAGAGAGGGGGGAGUCUUGUGCAGGUGGACCUUGAUCCAUGCAUGCAACAACUCAGCUGAAUUCCACGUACGUAUGACUAAGCCCUACUAAAUGUAUGAUACAUCCAAUAGGCUUGGGCUACACUUCUGGAAGAAAAUUGGUCUGUUUUAACAAAUGGGCAUGGGCUGUAGGAACAGACUCACAGCUUUGCAAAUCCGCAAACACUACCCUUAAUAGAAAUUUGGACAGGAGGACAUACUGUUUAUGCAGCAGGUGGGCUAAUUUCACACCCUUGCAAUUGGUAUAAAGCAGCCAGAUGGCCUAAAAUAUAACUGAAUAUUGAGUUUUGGGAAUUCAACUGAUGGUUUCAGCAUAUGGAAUUGGAGCAGGAAUCCCCAGGUCUUCCCCACCUGUCCCUUUUCUUCUUGAUGUAGAAUAGCUUCCGCAGGCCAUCAAAAUAGACAACGUCACGUGCAGCAACGGGGCUUUCCACAACCAGGUUGUUCAGUACAGCAAUAAUGUUGACAACCACGUCUGUUGGAGGCCACUUCUCUCCAGAGCUGCCUGGGAGCUUCUCGAUCAAAUGACUCACCACCUUGGUUGCUGCAAAUAAAAAACAAAACUGAUCAGUGAUGCAGGUGACUAUAGGUGAAGCCCCAAGGAAUGGGACACUCCCCAGAAACACUGUGUGCAUGGAGUAGGCAAGGUCAUUCUGCAUGGAGGACAGUGCCUCCCAGCUUUCUUCCAGGUCCUGGGAUGGUGACCUUUUGCUGUAUUUUCCAAUUGGAAUGACACUCACACAUCUCAUCCUUAUUGCGCGCAUUCCGGGAGAGAUUCCGAAUCAGACCCGUCAGCGAACGAAGUUGGUGAUGGUCAGCUGUGCGGACUCUGUCCAGCACUGGGUUCAGGAUCCUCUCUUGCUCCAAAGCCACUCUGCUGAGGACACCAGCCCACUGCAAUGAAACGGGAGUCAGCAAGAGGAUGAGUUGUCAGCCAAGCCAAUAAACCAUCUGAGCUCAAGUUGCAGAUGUGGGGAGAGAGAUUCCCACACUCCCUCUGGUUAUUGCUGUAACAUUGUUUAUCAAAACCCCUUGUGUUUAAGAUGCCUCCAUGGAAGGUUUCCACAGCAACUUAGUGCUACAGCACAGAAAGCAUCAAGUUCUUCUUCAGGGGUGAGGGGAAAAGAGAACGGGAAGCUUUCUUCCCAACUGUGAAUUGGGGAGAGCUGGUUAUGGCAAAUUACAGAACUGGUACUGAUAUUUGGCUAUUCCUUCUCCUUCAAAGUACAUUUAAAUGUUUCCAUUGGCCUACAUUAGGGAUUCUUAACCAAAGGUCCAUGGAUGGGCUUCAGGAAGUCUGUGAACAAAGUGCAAAAAAAAUCCCCCCUCCAUUGCAACAAAAGUUUGUGUGCAUGUGUGUGUGUUUAUGUGCAUUUUUCUGGGAUGGAAGUCUAUAGCUUUCAUCAAAUCCUCGAAAGGGUCUGUGGGCCCAAACAUGUUAAGAAUUAUUGACCUAUAUAUCUACAACAAGUAUUGGGACACUGCAAACAGAGAAGUCAGUCUGCCCUCCCCCUUCAUCUACUCCCAGUGCUGUAUGAUCUAUUGGUUCUUAAUCUUUUCUGUCCUAGCCAUGUUUGGAUUCAAGCAGGUAAGGGAGGCCUUGUCACCUCUUUUCAAACUUUGCACAAGCCACCCUUCUGCUCAUCAUCUGUAACAUGGAGGGUGAAUUCUCACUGCAGUGCCUGUUCAGGUCUAAGGAAGGUAAGGCAGGCACAGCCUGCAAGGGAAGUUCCAUCACAGGCACCUUCUCUUCAUGUUGUUUAGGAAACCUUUAGGCUGUGGCAGUUGUUAGUAUUACGGAACAGAAGCUGGGAAAAUGCUCAGAGCCUGCCCCUUGAGUGUAUGAGUCAAUAGAAUAUAUACAAUAUUCCACAAUGGGUAGAAAAGUCCCAUCAGUUCAACAGUUUUUAGUUUCUUGCUAGUCUUCAAAGUUUGCAAUCUUAAAAAAAGAAACCCUCUAAGUGAUAGACUGAGAACACAUUCUUGAGCCGCCUUGACCCUGCUUAAUUUCACACCAUUUUAUCCCAGUGUACCCAACAAGACUCUCGGUGGGAUGUUUUAAGCUGUUAACCUUACCCUCCGGUCCCCUGCUGUGAUGUUCUGAAGAGCCCCAGAGGCUGCCUCCGUGGUGUGCUUGUUUAGUUCACAUCUCUGUAGCAGCCUGUUGUACACUCCUAUAAUUUGAGGGUUCCACAGCCACUCCAUCCCUUUGGGAUCCUUGGAGACCUCUGUGAAAGUCACAAUGUCUGAGUUCAUGUGGAGCUUGGGAGGGAAAGAGAGAGAAUGUUCAAUGACCAUUCUAUGGGGGUCUAGAGAACCGUUUUCUACCAUAUCACCCCCUUCAUACCUCGCCCAGACCUCAGCUCAUGCACUGUUUCCAUCAUGGCUAUCAUCCAUUUCUAUGGACACAGCUUCCCACGCCUUAAAUCCACUUCAAUCUCUUUCAGGAUCUUACUUGCUUCAUAAUUGCUUCUCAUGUGUCCGAUUCACUAUAUCAUUAAUUCACUAUAUCAUUAAUUCCCAGCAUUCAAUGUGAAAAUAACGCUCUGGAACUCCUUGGGGAGUGUCACCAUCACACCCUGAAAAGCAACUUCUAGUGCUUAGAUCGAGCAACAGGCAUGAUGAGGAUCAAAGGAACAACCAAUGAUCUGAAAGUUCUUCCCACUCAUCUUUGAAAUUGGGGGUUUCACUGUAGUUACUCAGAACCAAGGAAAAUGUCUUCACAUUUUCAGGGAUACUUUAACAAACUCUUACUUCAUAUUCUGAGGAUGAGUGAUGAUCGCCAACAUGAUAGCACAUGUUUGGGUGGAGCCCUGGCACAAAUUAAGCUAUGCAGACUUCAGAUGCACAGACCCCCUUAAUAGGCUCACUUCAUUAUCCUUAAGCAACAUUUGCUGCCAGGCCCUUCUUUCUAUCCCCCAUAAUAACACCAUUUGCCCUCUCACCUCUCGAGCUCUCCUGCUCUGUGGGCUGAAGCAUCCAACCAGCUCGCUAGUCAUGGUUGGCCCCUCGCCCCUCCUUUGGCCUUCCAGUCUCUGGAGUGCAGAAGGAGGCAUCUCAUCAUAGAGACGGUAGGAGAGGUUGCGCAGUACACAGACAGCAUUCUCUACACUCUGUAGGGACAACAAAAAGUGGGGUGUGCUUUUAAACGAACCAUUUACAGCAAAUUUUCCAAUGCAAAGUAUUUCUUUUUUCCUUUUGGCAAGCCCUUAAGGAAUUAUGUUUUUAAGUGGUUGCCCUGGAUUGUAUUAUAAGAUACUGUUCUGUGUAGAUUUCAGUAUUUUAUGUAUUUUUGUUUGUGUUUGAUUUUUCUCGUCAGCUG
Zootoca vivipara (common lizard) is the source of this 14275-nucleotide messenger RNA. The record is from RefSeq and is a predicted model, not a curated record. Lineage: Eukaryota; Metazoa; Chordata; Lepidosauria; Squamata; Lacertidae.